AUGUACUACGUUAGUCUAAUCGUUUUUGUGACCGUCACAGUUCUGGGCAAAAGUGUUCAUGCUACCGAGAAGAUACCGUAUACUAUCGAACGCAUUCCUCCAAUUGAUGAAAGAAAUGACGUGGGCCCAGAGAUUUGUCGAGAAUGUAUCAAGGAAUCAGUUAGUGCGAUUAAUGUUUUACUGAAUCUGAUACUCGAUGAAGGUAUUAUUGGAAGUUGUGGUGAUCUCUGUGGUGCUUUGGCCAAUAAAACAAGCUCGAAAGGACUCGGUGAUGUUUGCCUAGUCGUAUGCAACGUUGUGGGUAUUGGUGAAUUCAUUAGAUUGCUUGAACAUACCGAUCUAGAUCCAAUUUGGUACUGUCAAAUUGCAGAUCUAUGCCCAAUUAAUGAUCAUGGUGAUGCUAAAUUUGUCUAUUUUCAUAUGAUUCCUUCAACAGGUCGCGUAGGAACAGAAUUCAUCAUUGAUUGCUCAUUUACAUCAAAGAAUGGCACAGGGCCAGGUAUGCUUAGCAUUACUAUUGUUACACCUCAAAAUCAAUCAGCAAGCAAUGAUUUUCUACUGGAUGCUAAGAAACCUGGUAUUUACGAUCAAAGAAUUGCAGUGAAAACUUUCGACAGAGAGUGUAGUUCUCCAACUGAUUCAUGCAAUGGUUUUCCCACUGGUACUUACAAUGUAACAGCGUAUCUUUGUGACGGAGAAUGUGGCUCACAUCAUCCUCAUUCAUCUAUCUACGAUGUUGGUCACACUUCUUUCGUAGUUACUCCAUAG
Molecule: messenger RNA, 768 nt
Organism: Adineta ricciae
Lineage: Eukaryota; Metazoa; Rotifera; Eurotatoria; Adinetida; Adinetidae
Source: the annotation of a GenBank genome assembly